AAAAGCAGCAUGCAGUUCAAGAAGAAGACCCCAAGCAAAGUGGAAGACACAUGCAUCUCCUUGAUCAAGAAAUGCAACACCCUCAAGUCUCUGAAAACCCUUCAUGCCUCCAUCCUCAGAACCGUCGUCCACCUCGAUCUCCACCGCUUCACCAACAUCAUCUCCCACUACGCUUCACUCGGCUCCAUUUCCUACGCCUACACUCUCUUUUCCCACCGCGACUCCUCCUUCUUCAGCGAUGAUUUCCUUUGGAACAUCAUGCUGCGCGGCCUCGUCGACAAUACCUACUACCAUCGCUCCUUGCUUCUUUAUACCCGUAUGCAAUAUCUUCCCAUUGCGCCUGAUAACUUCACCUUCCCCUUUCUUCUCAAAGCUUGCGCUUCUCUCCGCAAUCUCAAUAUGGGUUCUCAGCUUCACGCGCAUGCCUUUAUAUACGGCUAUUCAUCUCAGGUCUUCGUUGCUAACUCUCUUAUUUCCAUGUAUGCUAAAUGCGGCCUUUUUUAUUUUUCCAAAAGAGUGUUUGAUAAAAUGCCUCAGAGAAGUAUAGUGUCGUGGAGCGCAAUGAUUGGAGCGUGCUCGCAAUAUGGUUUUCAUGACCAAGGGUUGUUGCUGUUUACCAGGAUGCUGAACGAGGGAAUCAAACCAAACAGAGCUUCCGUUUUAAAUGCUGCGGCUUGCGUUUGGAGUGAGGAAGUGGCUCCUCGUAUACAUAGAGUCGUUGUGGAUAAUGGACUUCAUAAUGAUCACUCCGUGCGAAAUGCCUCCAUGCUCAUGUUUGGUAGAUGUGGAAGAAUCGACCUUGCCAGAACCUUGUUUGAUGGGUUUGCAUACAAGGAUUUGGUUUGCUGGGCCUCGAUGAUCGACACAUACGCUCGGGCUGACUUGUCUCUUGAAGCUUUGCAUCUCUUUAACGAAAUGAGAUUGCAGUGUAUCUUUCCCGAUUCCGUCGUCAUUCUUGCUUUGAUUCAAGCUUGUUCGAUACUAGCUUCUUCGCACCUUGCACGAGCCCUUCAUGUUGUUAUUAUUCGAUGUCUCCCUGAUAGUCGGUUGAUGCUGGAUACCGCGGUACUUGACCUUUACAUGAAAUGUGGGAGCUUAGCAUAUGCUAGAAAAGUUUUCGGCAAGAUGAAAGAAAAUAAUAUCAUCUCCUGGAGCACUAUGAUAUCAGGGUAUGGUAUGCACGGCUAUGGUGGGGAAGCGCUUUGUCUCUUUGAUCAGAUGAAGGCCUUAAGGAAACCAGACCAAAUCGCGUUUGUAUCAAUAUUGUCAGCGUGUAGCCAUGCCGGUUUAAUCACGGAAGGAUGGGAGUGCUUUAAUUCAAUGGAAAGAGAUUUUGGGGUGAAACCAAAAUCCGAACAUUAUGCCUGUAUGAUUGAUCUGUUGGGCAGAGCUGGGCAGUUGAACCAAGCCUUGGAGUUCAUCGAAAGGAUGCCUGUGAAACCAGAUGCUGGUGUCUGGGGGGCACUGCUUGGAGCUUGUAGAAUUCAUUCAAACGUAGAACUGGCAGAAGUUGCAGCCGGAUCAUUACUCGAUUUGGAUGCCGAAAAUCCAGGAAGAUAUGUUCUCUUGUCCAACAUAUAUGCAUCAUUUGGAAAAAGAAAAGAAGCUUAUAAUAUUAGAAAUUUAAUGAAAAGUAGAGGUGUGAAGAAAAUAGUUGGUCAGACUAGUAUACAAAUUAAGGGCAAUAUUUAUACGUUCGUGUCCGGCGAUCGAUCGAACCCCGAAACGGAUCUAAUCUAUUCAGAGUUGGGCAAACUCAUGGAGAGGAUUAGACAAGAAGGGUAUGUACCGGAUUUAAGCUUUGCAUUGCAUGAUGUGGAGGAGGAGACAAGGGAGAUGAUGUUGUAUGCACACAGUGAGAAGCUGGCCAUCGUUUUCGGGUUGAUAAAGUCGGGAUACGGAAGUUCAAUUCGAAUAAUGAAGAACUUGAGAGUGUGUGGGGAUUGUCAUACUGCUACAAAGUUCAUUUCCAAGGUUACAGGAAGGGAAAUUGUGGUGAGAGGUUCCCAGAGAUUCCAUCAUUUUGUGAACGGAACUUGUUCUUGUGGGGAUUAUUGGUGACCUCUGUUCUGGCAUAUUUAUGAGCGUUGCUGAUGCAGAUUGAGUUCUAAACCCAGCUCUUUUAGAACUCGGGGU
Hibiscus syriacus is the source of this 2136-nucleotide messenger RNA. RefSeq names its product pentatricopeptide repeat-containing protein At3g26782, mitochondrial-like. The transcript has a single exon. Lineage: Eukaryota; Viridiplantae; Streptophyta; Magnoliopsida; Malvales; Malvaceae. Gene Ontology annotation, biological process: RNA modification. Gene Ontology annotation, molecular function: protein binding; RNA binding; zinc ion binding. The record is from RefSeq and is a predicted model, not a curated record. Bases 10 to 2061 code for a protein of 683 amino acids.